Molecule: messenger RNA, 924 nt
Organism: Magallana angulata
Lineage: Eukaryota; Metazoa; Mollusca; Bivalvia; Ostreida; Ostreidae
Exons: 5
Coding region: 109-768 (219 amino acids)
Source: RefSeq, a predicted model, not a curated record
AACUGAACCAGAACGCAGAUACUGCGUAAAUCAUAGCAGGCUUGGCAUUUAAAUAUUUUUACAACACGGACAACAGUACGCCCAACUGUCAUUUAAGGUUUUUAAAUAAUGGCUCAAUCGAAGUAUGAAUCAAAAAAGGAGACCACGAACUUUGCUCGUAUAGCACGGCUUAUCCUGGGUCCCUGUACUGAUGUACUGCGUGAUGUACUCAAGAAAGAGAUCCGCCCUUCCGACUUGCCCAAACUAGUACAGACAUAUUUAGCAAAACUACCAAAACAAAAGAAGUGUCCAAUCACCAAAGAACAGGAGAAUCUCAUAAACAAAGCUAAUUACUCAGACUUUGAUGUCACAUUGCUUUAUUUUUUGCUACGCAAUAUAUCUAACAUUCCGCCGCAUAAAAACCAAUGGGGAAAUGCUCCUAGUCCAGGUGAUAGUAGUGUAUCAGCAAAGAUAGAAAUGAUUCGUUUGAUAAGAAAUGAAUUUGGACAUAGCUCGGAAUUCUCAAUCUUAGACAAUGACUUCCAAAAUAAAUGGCAAGAGAUUUUUGACAUAGUUCGAAAUUUAGAGACUUACGUAGGGGGUGAAACUAUCUGUCAGAAUGCGGUAAAGUCAAUCAAAAUCUGUUCAAUGGAUCCUGACCAGAGCAUAAAAUACACCAAAGAACUGAUUGAACUGAAUAAAAAAAUUAACCAUAUAUCAGAAGAAGUCGAGAUUAUUCAAAAGACGAUUAUUCCUUGGAAUGUUAAAGGAGAAGUCGAGAAUAAUUAAAAAACCAUUAUUCCUUGGAAUGUUAAAGCCCAGAAUGAUAAGGAAGUAUCAACAUGGAAAGAAGAAGAUGUUCUUUUCGUCGAAAGUCACAACUUCCAAUCUAUGCUAGAUCAAGUCAAAGAACAACCAUAUGUAACGUUGGUAGGUGUCCCAGGU